AUGGCACAACGGGCAUCUUUAGAAAUUCUUUCAUCAUUUAUUACGUUGGAUAAAGUUGUAGAGGAAUCGUCAACUAUUUUUACAAUGGAACAAUUGACAAGUAUUUGUAGUAUUGCAUUAUUAUUAAUUGAAAAGGGAGAUGUCUCUAUCAAUAGAAGAAUAUUUUCUUGGAUUUUUGGAUCAAGUGAUAUUGAUUUGGAUUUCUUUUCUAAGCAUUCUAUUCAAAUUGUAUCUCGUUCUUUUAAUUUAAUUUUACAAAAAUCUUCAUCUCAACCUUCCAAUAAGAAGAUAUUUGAUGUUAUUUAUUUGAUAUUAGAAAAGAUUGGAGAAAAUAUCUCCAUGAAGGAAAAGUUAAUUUCUUUAAUAUUAUUGGAAUUAAUUCAUGUUUUAAAUAGUGAAAAGGAAUCAUUUAGAAAAGAAACUAUUAAUUUUAUUUCAUCUACUUGUUCAUUUCCCUUGUUAUGGGAAAGAAUCAAUCAACUAUUUGAAGAGGCAAACGAGAAUGAAGCUCAGGAAUUGGAAAAUUAUACUCUUGUAAAGGGCACUUUGGAAGUUAUUUUCACUUUGAAAAAGGACCAAAUUCCAAGUGAAUACUUGUUUAAAAUUUGUUCAGUAUUUUUAAACUUGUUCAAUUUGAAAGUUGACAAAGUUUUUUAUAAGGAUUAUACUUCUAUUGAGAGAAAUAUUUCCAUUCUCUUAUUUUUAAUUGAAAAGAUGGAAGAAAAUCUUCCAAGUGAAAGUUUAAUGUUGAAUUAUAUUAAUCAAAUUCAUGUUGAAUGUGAACAAUUAUUUACCAAUAUUGUGAAUACUUAUAUAAUUUCAAACAAAUUUAAUUUAGAAGAUACAUCUAUUUUAUGUACAAUUUAUGUAAUUGCAUGCGAUUUACUUUACACGUCAUUCAAAAAGAGAAGGUCAUUUAUUAAGUUAGUAGAAAAUAUACCGCCAAAAUCAGUAGAAAUACCUCUAGGUAUAAAAUCUAUUUAUUCUUGUUGUUUUUUAGAGGACUACAACAUUUCACUGGCUGCUAUUGAGUCAUUCUUAAAAUUAUUAUCUAAUGAUUCAGGGGUAGACUCUCAUCAACAACGUGCAAUCAUUAAGGAUGUCAACUAUUUAAAACUAAUAACUUCCAGAUUGUGGGAUAUGUUAACACCUUCCUAUUCACAAGUUCAUCAUGAAGUUACAAAAUUACUAGUGGAUAUUUAUAAUUUAAAUAGAACAAUAUGUAAUGCUGUUGUUUCAGAUUCUUUACUCAGUAAUACUAUUGAAUCAAAACUCGAGGGAAAUAGAAGAUUUGCUCUUUGUUGGAGAUUGACAGACGAUUUAAAUAUUAGACAAAGAAUAUUUGAAGAUGGAUUUUAUUUAAUGCUUGAUUUAAUUUCAAGUGAUCAAGCCUCUAUGAGGUUAGUUGGCCGCUCAUGGUUACUGUCAUCAUUUUCAAAUAUUAACAGAAUUUUGGAUCCACUUCUUUUAACAUUGUUGGAUAAACAAUCCAUGAGAAGUCUUUUCUCUAGACAUAAUAGAGUAAAGUCGUCAGAUUCAACUACUUCAGAUUGUUGGUCAGAAUCUAGUCCUUUGGAUCGUUUCCAAGAAACAAAUGACACUUUACAAGAGAGAAAGACUCUAUUCGAUGAAAGUAGAUGUAAAUAUGUAUUAUCAUUAUUGAGAAAUAUUUUAAAUGUUUCUCCUCAAUUAUUUGUUGAAAAAACUGGAAGAAUGAUUGCCAGUGAGGAAGUUUUAAACAUUUAUGACAAAUUUAUUGUAAAUAGACCAUAUUAUUUAAAUGAAGAAAAUUUACCAUCCAAAUUAGUGAAUCUACAAGAUAGGGAUUACUUUUCUAUCAUUUCAGUUAUUUGUAUCAAGAUGAUGGAAUGUGGAAUUUAUAUUAAUAAGAAUAAUGGAACGACAACCUCUUCAAGUGAUAUUUCACUUGAGGAAUGUAUUAGAACAAGUGCAGCUUCUCUAUUGAAAGAUAUUCUAAUCUAUGGAAGACAAUCCUCAAAAGCAACAGAAUUGAGCAAAUCUUUGUGUGAAUGUAUUUUAUAUCAUUUAAAGAUUGCUAUUGAUGAUAAUGAUACUGUAUUCCAAGUUGAAUUACUUGAAAUACUCAAGACAAUUAUUGAACAAUUAGACUCCAAUACUCCAAUGAAACCUCUCCAAAAUCUGUUUCCAAUCACGGCUAGUCCUACAAAAUCAAACAAUGAUACCUCAAAGGAGUCUCUACCAAUAAGUAGUUUACUCAACUCGCCAAACUUUCUCAUAACACUUAUUGAAGGAGUUAGACAUUCAAGUAGAGUUGAACUUUCUGAUUCUUUCCAUUCUUAUUCAUUAUUAAGUUAUUGGAUAGAUAGUAUUUCUUCAUUCCUUCCUCAUUUCCAUAAUCAAUUACCAAAAUUUGUAAACAUGUUGGUUCCACUCAUUUGUGACAUUAUUCGUGAAUAUUCAUCCUUGGGUAUAGAUAGCUUUAGAGGACAAGCUAUUCGAACUCUUAUUGGAGGGUUGAGGGAAGUUUCAAGUUAUUGUGUUUUAAGAGAAAUUGAAGAACCAAAACCAAAUGAGGAGACACCAUCAGGUAUUGUAAUGCCAUUCAAGGCAUUCACAGAUUUUAUGAAGGAUGUCUUUACACAAGAUGAUCAUAACUCUGGUUUUAUUUCUCCUGACUAUGAAGCAAGAAAAUACAUGCUUUCUGAACUUCCAAACAUUAUAGAGUCCAUGGCCAUAACAUGGCAAGCUUUAAGAAUUUCUAGUGGUAUACCAAAAGAAACAACCAAUAAGCAAACUACAAAAAUUCAUUCUAUUUCUCAAUCAGGCUCUCUUCAUUCUAAAUUAUCUAUUGAAAAAAGUAUUCUUCAAUUUAUUGAUCCAUUAAUUGUUAGAUUCCCAUUACAAUUAAUUGCUUCUAUACUUGUGUUGUGGUCAAAGACUCAUACCGAUUCAAACAUUUCAAUUUAUUCUGAUGAACAUUCUUUGGAUAGUCAUCUUAUUGAUAUUUUAAAUAAUUGCGAUAACACAACACCUGAUAUUGUAGUUACAAGUCUUAUUGAUUUGAUAUUAUCCCAUGACAACCCUCAAGAAGAGAUUGCUAUGAAAAAGAUGAAGGACAAUUACUCUCUUCACCUUCUCUUCUUUUACUUGAAAAAGUGUAUUAAGAGUGAAAUUUAUUCUCAAAUAGCAAACAAGCUUGUAACUCUGAUCUCUUCACUAACAUCUGAUAAGAACUCUGAUCUAUUAACAUUAUCAUUAUUAUUAAGAGUUGUACAUCAAUUUUUAUCUAGUUGGGGAUCAUAUCUACAAAAUGAUAAAAAAUUGAAAUCUACAUUGAAAGAUAAUACUCAAAAGUUGAUAGAAUGUUGCUUUACUCUAACAAAUAAGGAUAUCAAUGAAAAACGUAAUGAAAUCAUCAAGGAAAUCAAGAAAAUCUCGUCAACUAAUAAUUUACAGAAUUUAGAUAAUGUAAAAGAUUCCAUCUUUAGAAAAUCCUUACACGAUCACAGUGAUCCAUCUUUUAACUUUUUAAGACUUUUAUCAUCCACUUUAAAUGAUAUAAUAACUUAUUUGUAUGGAGAAAAAGAUUUAGGACAGCCAUUAAUUAUUGCCAUUAUUUAUCCACUAUUUUUAAUUAUUAAGAAUAGAGAAACAACAAAUUUAAGAAGAGUUAAACAAGCUGUUAAAUUAAUUUCUACUUUCAGUACAGCAAUUUUAAAUAUGAGACCUCUCAAAAAAGAAAUAUUUGAUACAAUUGCAGAUAAUUGUUUCUUCUAUUGUGGAGCUAGUACAUUCAAGUAUUGGUUUAAAAUUUUCAAAAAUAUGGAAAUUACUGAUACAUCACUUGUUCAAGAUUUAUUGACUCGAUUUGCAUCAACUUCAAGUAUUUUAACAUCAAGUAGUACAGAAGUAUUUUCUAGAGCUAGAUUAUUGAAGAGAAUUGCUUUCAUGUUAUAUGUUGGUAAUAUUAAUGAUUACAAUAAUUUUGUACCAGCCAUUGUAGAAAAAAUUGUUGAAUCAUUGAAGGUUUCUGGUUCUCCUCAAAGUAAUAAUGCUCUUAUUACAAGCGUUUUGUUAUUCUAUCGUGUUUUAAUUACUAGAAUUUCGACAGAUAAUUUAAGAAAAUGGUGGCCAAUGAUUAUUACUGAAAUUAUGAGAGUAUUUAGCGACAAGAUUGUUGAUGAUGAAGAUUCAACUGUUAUUAUGGAUGCUAUGAAAUUCUUGGAUGUUGCUACUGUUAAACUACCAGAAGAGUUCCAAAUUUACAAAUGGAUCUUUUUGAGCGACUAUACCACAAGACUCAAAAUAAUAGAUGUUCAAGUAUUCUUUUCACCAUACUUGGAUCAAUUUUUAGACAAUAAUAAUAACAUAGAACAAAUGACUGAUGAUUCGAAUAAUACUUCUAACGCUAUUAGAAAACCAAUUAAUUAUGAAAUCUUGAAAUCUGAUUUGAAAUCUGCUAAAAGCUUUGCUUCAGAACUUUCUUCAAAAAGAAGACAAGAACAAUUAUUUAUGGCUACCAGCAACAAUGCAAAUGUAUGUGAUGACUAUGAAAUUAACAGACUUGUUCAAUUGGAUUUAAUUGAAUUAACAAAGGAAGACAAUUAUAGACUUAAUAAUCAAGUAAUUGAAGAAGACAAAAAUGAAUGGGUCGAAGUCGAUUCAUUAAACAAAUAA
Molecule: messenger RNA, 4659 nt
Organism: Naegleria gruberi
Lineage: Eukaryota; Heterolobosea; Eutetramitea; Acrasida; Naegleriidae
Exons: 1
Coding region: 1-4659 (1552 amino acids)
Biological process (GO): Golgi to endosome transport
Cellular component (GO): endosome; trans-Golgi network
Source: RefSeq, a predicted model, not a curated record